UGUGUGUGUGUGUGUGUGUGUGUGUGUGUGUGUGUGUGUGUGUGUGUGUGUGUGUGUGUGUGUGUGAGUUCAGGUGUAUCACUCAAUGACUGUCUGUUCUUCUGCUUACCGCUACAGUGUGGAACAUGGUGGAGAGAACACAAUGAAACCUGGGCUUAGAAAAUAUGUGUGUGAUGUGACACUGGACCCAAACACAGUAAACAGACUCCUCUCUCUGUCUGAGGAGAACAGAAAGGUGACACGUAGGAAAGAGGAGCAGCUGUAUCCUGAUCACCCAGAGAGAUUUGAGGGCAGUGAACAGGUGCUGUGUAGAGAGGGUCUGACUGGGCGCUGUUACUGUGAGGUAGAGUGGAGUGGGAGAAGGGUUGGCAUCGGAGUGACAUAUAAAGGAAUCAACAGGAGAGGAGGGGGUGAUGACUGUUGUCUUGGAUGGAAUAACAAGUCCUGGAGUCUGUUCUGCUCUGACAACAGUUACUAUGCCUGUCACAAUAAUAUUACCACAACCAUAGACGUCCACCCCUCCGGCUCCCACAGAGUAGGAGUGUAUCUGGACUGCUCAGCCGGCACUCUGUCCUUCUAUAGAGCCUCCUCUGACACACUGACCCACCUGUACACAUUCACCUCCACAUUCACAGAGCCCCUCUAUACAGGGUUUAGGGUUUGGGGUGAUGACUCCUCAGUGCCCCUGUAAAUAAUAACCUGUAAAUAACUACCAUGUUAACAGUAAUCCACACACACGCACAUUGGACACAUAGACACACACAGACACAAACACUGGACACACACGCACACAAACAGGACACACACACACACUGGACACACACAC
Messenger RNA from Oncorhynchus gorbuscha (pink salmon), 826 nucleotides. RefSeq names its product stonustoxin subunit beta-like. The transcript has 2 exons. Lineage: Eukaryota; Metazoa; Chordata; Actinopteri; Salmoniformes; Salmonidae. Gene Ontology annotation, molecular function: protein binding. The record is from RefSeq and is a predicted model, not a curated record. The coding region runs from base 86 to 691 and encodes 201 amino acids.